AACCACCGACGGUGAAUCUGCCCUCAUCACUUCUUUCCUGCGACCGAAACCUGCGCAUUUAUACCUGCCUUAGGCGUCAAGAUGAGUUUCCUCGAUUCGGUUCUUUCAUCCAUCGAGACGGGCAAACCGUCUCCCCUACCGCCAGUCACUACCACACAGUCAGCACCCGUCUCCUCAUCAACUGCCAAAUCGGAGGCCCGCAGGCCCAGCACUACCCCGCGUGAUGUCGCUGAGCGGUCAAGUAAUGCUGCAGGUACGAAACGCAAGGCUGAGGAGCUGCUGCAACGUCCUCAAAAGCCUCUUACCCAGGCAUCUAGCAAACAAUCACUCUCUAGACCAAUGGCUGCGGCUGCGGUUCCUAAACCCCGUCCUGCCACCACAUCAGUUGCGAAGCCUACCGUAAAGAGCAAUAUAUCAACGUCAUCGGCACCACAGAAAGCAGCUCCAGUGUCUUCCAAGCCUCCCCCGAAGGGGUCAUUUGCGGAGAUCAUGGCAAAGGCAAAGGAACUGCAGCAGAAAGCCCCAACACAAGCGGGCAUGUUCAAGCACCAGGCUGUACCUAAAGAGAAGCUUAGCAAGAUGGAACGCAAGAAACGAGCAAUGGAAGCACAAGCAAAGGAAAAAGAUGCACGAUCGGCGAAGAAACCCGGCAGCACGUCUGGUCCGGCAACAGGUAGCAAAGCCGGUGAUGGAAAACCUGCUAGGAAACGGGAGCCUGAAGAGCUGUCGUACAAGGGUACUGCAAGGCCAACACCGUCUGCGGUACCGGAAUACAGAGGUACGGCUGGCUUACCCGCUCGAAACAAUCCAAUCGAUCGGAAAGCACAGGCUCGAGCGAGCAAACGAUCUAGGAUGGACGAAUAUCUUGGAACAGACGAGGAAGACGAGGGCGAAUAUGCAGACGACUACGAUGAUUACUACUCAGAUGCCUCAUCGGAUAUGGAAGGCGGAUUUAAUGAUAUGGAGGAGGAAGAAGCAGCCGCAUUGGCAGUUGCAAGGAAAGAGGAUGAAGAAGAAUGGCGUGCGGAGCUUGCAGCCAAGCAAGCAAAGCUGGAGCGCCAGAGGAAGCUUUCUACAUUGGCAUCCCGAAGACGUUGAGGCUACGAAGCAGUCUUUUCCCUUCCUUUGUUUUUUCUUUGUCAGUAAUUUCUGUUCUACUUCUUCGGCACAUUUUUCUUUUGGCUUGGAACGGAGCAUCAGCGAGAAAUACCCGAGGGUGCAUUACAUAUGACAUCUCUUCUUUUCCCCUUAUUUCUUACUUUCUCUUCUCUUUUAGGGCAACUUCCUGUUUAUGAUAUGUUUUUUGAGUCCUUCUGUGCAUUAGCGAGCGUCAUGGUGUUGAUAGAUAGGGUGGCAACGCUGCUCUCUUUAGCGUUAUCUUCUUUUCCUUCCGUUGGAAU
Aspergillus caelatus is the source of this 1400-nucleotide messenger RNA. RefSeq lists its product as uncharacterized. The transcript is spliced from 2 exons. Lineage: Eukaryota; Fungi; Ascomycota; Eurotiomycetes; Eurotiales; Aspergillaceae. The record is from RefSeq and is a predicted model, not a curated record. The coding region runs from base 82 to 1098 and encodes 338 amino acids.